AAGUGACGUCACAGCGCGAUGGCGGCGGCUCCUUCAGGCCCCUGAAGGGGGAUUUAGGCCCGGGAGAUCCGAGUCCAUCCGCGGCGGGGAGAGGGCGAACGGGGUUGGCGGAGGCCGGAACAGGGGCGGCGGCGCCCGGACUGUCCCAUCCGCCCCGUAUUGAGGCGCUGGGAGCGGCAGGGCGGCCGGAAAGCGAUGGUGAAAGCGGGGCCGUGAGGGGGGCGGAGCCGGCAGCCGGACCCGCAGUAGCGGCAGCAGCGGCGCCGCCUCCCCGAGCUCAGACCCAGGAAGCGGCCGGGAGGGCAGGAGCGAGCCGGGCCGCCGCCGCCGCCAUGGAGCUCAGAGUGGGGAACAGGUACCGGCUGGGCCGGAAGAUCGGCAGCGGGUCCUUCGGAGACAUCUAUCUCGGUACGGACAUUGCUGCGGGAGAAGAAGUUGCCAUCAAGCUUGAAUGUGUCAAAACUAAGCACCCUCAGCUCCACAUCGAGAGCAAAAUCUACAAGAUGAUGCAGGGAGGAGUGGGCAUCCCCACCAUCCGGUGGUGUGGGGCCGAGGGCGACUACAAUGUCAUGGUCAUGGAGCUGCUGGGGCCCAGCCUGGAGGACCUCUUCAACUUCUGCUCCAGGAAGUUCAGCCUCAAGACCGUCCUGCUCCUCGCUGACCAGAUGAUCAGCCGCAUCGAGUACAUCCACUCGAAGAACUUCAUCCACCGGGACGUGAAGCCGGACAACUUCCUCAUGGGGCUGGGCAAGAAGGGCAACCUGGUGUACAUCAUCGACUUCGGGCUGGCCAAGAAGUACCGGGACGCCCGCACCCACCAGCACAUCCCCUACCGCGAGAACAAGAACCUCACCGGCACCGCGCGCUACGCCUCCAUCAACACGCACCUCGGCAUCGAACAAUCUCGAAGGGACGACCUGGAAUCUCUGGGCUACGUGCUCAUGUACUUCAACCUGGGCUCGCUGCCCUGGCAGGGCCUGAAGGCGGCCACCAAGCGCCAGAAGUACGAGCGCAUCAGCGAGAAGAAGAUGUCCACGCCCAUCGAGGUGCUCUGCAAAGGCUACCCCUCCGAGUUCGCCACGUACCUGAACUUCUGCCGUUCCCUGCGCUUUGACGACAAGCCUGACUACUCGUACCUGAGGCAGCUUUUCAGGAACCUGUUCCACCGCCAGGGCUUCUCCUACGACUACGUCUUUGACUGGAACAUGCUCAAGUUUGGAGCCAGCCGGGCAGCCGACGACGCCGAGCGGGAGCGCCGGGACCGAGAGGAGCGGCUGAGACACUCCCGCAACCCAGCCACCCGCGGCCUCCCCUCCACGGCCUCAGGCCGGCUGAGGGGGACCCAGGAGGCGGCCCCUCCCACCCCCCUCACCCCUACCUCACACACGGCGAACACCUCUCCUCGGCCCGUGUCCGGCAUGGAAAGAGAGCGGAAAGUGAGUAUGCGGCUGCACCGCGGGGCCCCCGUCAACAUCUCCUCGUCCGACCUCACGGGCCGGCAAGAUACCUCCCGCAUGUCCACCUCACAGAAUAGCAUUCCUUUCGAACACCACGGCAAGUAGCUGCACGGCUCCCGUCGGAAGGCAGCGCUGGAUUGCCGGUCGGGUGGCUGCCAGCGGUCUCCAGUCCGCCGUGCACCGGUGAGAGCGCUCCUUUGGCUGAGGGCAGACAUGCAUGGCCGACCUACUCUGUUAUAGUGACACGCCCCGGUCUAGAACCGAACCGUUACCACCGGGAGCUCUCCAGGCCACCCACCCAGCGACGCCCACGGGGAAACAAACACAAACCCAACCGGACAGACUGCACGCGCUGCCAUCGCCAGGGGCUGCGCCGAGGCCCCGCGAGCUCGGUGGCAGCGGGGCUGGGAAGAAGAGAGACGAGCGCAGAGAGAAUCAGACUCCCAUCCAAGAGCCUCUUGGUCCGGUCCCUCGGGUGGCGGCGCGCCUGUGCCCCUGCCGAGUCUGCCGUAACCACCGACCUUCUACUCGGCUAAGACAGUUUUGUAUCAUUUUGCUAAAAAUUAUUGGCUUAAAUCUGUGUGAAGAAACCUGUCUUUUUAUUGUUUCUUUCCUGUCUGUUUUGCUGUCUGUAAAGAAAUCCGAAGCAGACGCUGGCGUGGAGUCUGGGAGGGCAGGCCGGGCGCGGAGGAGCCCACGGGGGCCUCCCGGUCUGUGUCUCGUGCUGUCUUGUGCGGGCUGCUUGGGAGCCUGGCACGUGUAUACGCGUGUGUAAGUAACGUGUGUGUCCGUGUGUGCCUGUGUCUCGUGACCUCCCUGACCCCUCCCUGCCAUCCCCGAGGACUGAAGCGCCUGCUCACGGUGGACCCGCUGGGACUCUCGAGUCGUCAGAGCGAUUGGACUGUGCCGGCGACGGCGCGGGCGCGGCAGGUGCCUCCCGAUUGAGCAGCCACGGCGAGGAGGAAGCUGAGCCUGGAGACGUGGGGCCCCCCUGGGGGCGGGGGUGCUUGUUUCAGUGGCGCUUGCCUCAGCGCCUUUGCGUCUGGGAGGUUCUCUAAGCAGACUGUCGGCGUUAAUAGCGCAGACCGGUCUUCUGUCCGUGUUAGCAACCGGAUGAACGGCCAAGGGCUGUGGCGUCCGCCCCGGAUGCCAGCUUGGCCCAGGCCCAGGCAGGCCGGCGCACCCAGGGGGAUCGGCUCUGAAGUGCCACGAAGCAGGGGACUCUUGACAGCCUGACCACCCAGCAGGGCGAGGGUCUGGACGGGGGGGGGGGGGGGGGCUGGGCAGCCAGGGGCCUGAGAGGCGUCCGUGUCCCGGGACACCCUGACUGCCGAGUGGCCGGCCCGGAGCACAGCCGUUUGCGUCUUUCCGAAUCCCGAGCCGGCUGCUCCGUGUGUUGGGGCGCGGGCACUCGGCCACGUGGGCUGAGACCCAGGAGGGUCAGCACGAGCUGCCCAGUGCCUUGCGCAGAGGGCGCCUGCCUUCCCGGGGAGGCAUUGGCAGCUGCGGCCCUCGCCCCGCGCCGUGGCUGCAACGUCUGCAUCGCCUGUGUGCCGGCGGCCGGUCCCUGCGCUGCGCUUCUGUUGGAUCCCUGUACCCGUGUCCAGCCUCCGUGUAAAUAAUAAACUCAUGACCACUUCCACCUCUGCUCCCUGA
Molecule: messenger RNA, 3113 nt
Organism: Phacochoerus africanus (Common warthog)
Lineage: Eukaryota; Metazoa; Chordata; Mammalia; Artiodactyla; Suidae
Gene: CSNK1D
Product: casein kinase 1 delta
Exons: 10
Coding region: 333-1562 (409 amino acids)
Biological process (GO): spindle assembly; positive regulation of canonical Wnt signaling pathway; endocytosis
Cellular component (GO): cytoplasm; nucleus; spindle microtubule
Molecular function (GO): ATP binding; protein serine/threonine kinase activity
Source: RefSeq, a predicted model, not a curated record